CUGGCUUGUGCUGGCUUGUGAUUACGCUCUACGGCAGUGCCUGAGGAGGGGAUGGGCGCACAAACACAGAAUGUGGUAUGAUGUGUCUGUGAUCUACGAUUGGCACUCCAGUUUUGUCGCUUUUUCCUUCUCUUUGCCUUGGUAUCGGUUGCGGAGCUGCGUCCAAUGGACACCGGGAGUCAGUGCGCUGUCUUUUUCUUCGUAUUGCCGGACCCGGCCCACCAUUGGCUCACCGGUCUGGCGUACCACGUAUGGUUCGGAGCUUGUUUUGGAUCUCUGCUUCUCUUGCCUCCUCGCACACAGCCGCGCUUGCACAGCCCGGGCACACAGAAUUGCACAAGGUCCGUCGCCUUUGUGACGGCUUUCACAAGCCCCAAAAAGGGUGCGGUUCCAAGGAACUCGCGUUUUGCCCGGGGACGGCGCCGGCUGUGGCGAGUAAAAGUGCGCUUAUAUCCGGCGCCAGCAGCAGUGGGUCCAGGAUAAAAGCCUCUGCUCCUUGCAGCUAUCGAAAAAUUUUGUUUCCCUCGAUCGCAAAGCGCGCUUAUAGGCGGGCGGGGUUCCAGAACCGGCCGUGGACCCCUCCCCACACAGCCCACCCACUGCCCGAUUCACACAGUGAAAAUAUUCUCAGCGGCAAAUUUUUCCACUCUUUGCAACCGCCCCUCCUGCCUUUCCCGACCGUUUUCUUUCGUGUGGCCAGUCCUUAAAUGCCUGACUGGGCGGGGCGCGCCUGGCGCACCUCUUUCAUUUUGC
Molecule: messenger RNA, 753 nt
Organism: Linderina pennispora
Lineage: Eukaryota; Fungi; Kickxellomycota; Kickxellomycetes; Kickxellales; Kickxellaceae
Exons: 1
Coding region: 252-707 (151 amino acids)
Source: RefSeq, a predicted model, not a curated record